AUGGCUAUGCCACAAAUAAGCGUGGCCGACCAGGCAAAAUUGCAGCUGAUGCAAGAAAUGGAAAUUGAAAUGAUGUCGGAUUUAUAUAACCGCAUGACAAACGCCUGUCACAAGAAGUGCAUCCCGCCGCGCUACGGCGAGUCGGAAUUGGGCAAAGGCGAAAUGGUUUGCAUCGACAGAUGUGUUGCAAAAUAUUUGGACAUACAUGAAAAGAUUGGCAAGAAGCUAACUGCCAUGUCCAUGCAGGACGAGGAGCUGAUCAAAAAAAUGUCUAGUUAAAUUUUAAGUUACUAGGAUUUGGUCACAUUGACCCAAGCCAAAGCGCAUUUCAAUUGUUACGUUUUACACACACCCCGACAAGCACACACACACAAAUUCAAAUAAACAUAGUACGCAACAA
Molecule: messenger RNA, 400 nt
Organism: Drosophila montana
Lineage: Eukaryota; Metazoa; Arthropoda; Insecta; Diptera; Drosophilidae
Gene: Tim10
Product: translocase of inner membrane 10
Exons: 2
Coding region: 1-279 (92 amino acids)
Biological process (GO): protein insertion into mitochondrial inner membrane
Cellular component (GO): mitochondrial inner membrane
Source: RefSeq, a predicted model, not a curated record